Molecule: messenger RNA, 1860 nt
Organism: Clupea harengus (Atlantic herring)
Lineage: Eukaryota; Metazoa; Chordata; Actinopteri; Clupeiformes; Clupeidae
Product: ADP-ribosylation factor 6-like
Molecular function (GO): GTP binding; GTPase activity
Source: RefSeq, a predicted model, not a curated record
UAACCGUCAAUAAACACCAAAGAAGGAGAAGGUUAUAGAAAUUCGCCCGGAAGUGAAAGAAUAUUGACGAUUGUUGCUGACGCAACGGAGCAGCCCAAGUGGACAUUACUGAGAACAAGUCGUGUGAAAAAAGGAGCCGCCUUGGCAUUUGAAAUUGCCGUGGCCCGUCAAAGGAAAACAUAUCUCCAUUGGAAUUGCUACCAAGCUAGUGAAGUAUCCGGGCUGCUUGACACUAGCAAAGAGGAACGAGCAGGAACUCGGAAAUACGUCUGCUCACCGAAAGGAAGUCUACUGACAUUCUUGUCUUUCUCGGAAUUGUAACCUCUACUUACAAGUUGGUUGAGCGAGACAAUCGGAGGAUUUUAUUUUUAUUUUGGAUGUACACGAAAUAUAGCUACAUUUGUCAACAUCUGGGCUUUGUGAAACAGGCAAUCGACACGGAGUAUUGUCCACCAGCGUAUCCAAUCAUAAUCCAGCCCUCAUAGCCGGAUAUCAAAUACCUUACGUAUUUCUGCUCAGACUAAACUCAAAACCAUAAUUACAGCGUGAUUGUAUCAUUUCUUCACAAUCCGGAUGUUUGUGUGAUAAGCACUUCUGUUUUUGAAGUGAUAUAUUAACAGCUCCAGGAUGCCAGAUGGAUUUUGACAUAUAGAUCAGGAAAAAAAGAUGUAGGCUUUAUGACAAGCAUCUACAUGACUGAUACUGCAAGUGAUCUACAUGACUGCAAGUGAUAAAUUCAAUAUUGAUAUUGAUUCGUCUUCCUACCACUUCCACCUAACUGCUGAUGCAGUGUAUUGUGUCUCCUGUCCAGAAGAUCUUGACAACUGAUGUGGCAUUGAGUGCCAGGUCUUGGGUUUGGAUUCCACUCUAAAAGCUGUAAAAGACAUACCUAUGCUCAAUUUACAAAAUGGGGAAAAUGUUAUCAAAGAUCUUUGGCAACAAGGAGAUGAGAAUACUGAUGCUUGGACUUGAUGCUGCUGGAAAAACCACCAUCCUUUAUAAACUGAAAUUAGGACAGUCUGUUACCACAAUUCCGACUGUCGGUUUCAAUGUUGAGACAGUCACUUAUAAAAAUGUGAAGUUCAAUGUGUGGGAUGUAGGGGGGCAGGAUAAGAUCCGUCCCCUGUGGCGUCACUACUACACUGGCACUCAAGGCUUGAUCUUCGUUGUGGAUUGUGCUGACAGGGAUAGGAUUGACGAGGCCAGGCAAGAACUUCACCGCAUCAUUAACGAUCGAGAAAUGCGUGAUGCCAUUAUCCUCAUCUUUGCCAAUAAACAAGACCUUCCGGAUGCUAUGAAGCCUCAUGAAAUCCAGGAAAAGCUGGGUCUCACACGCAUCCGGGAUAGAAAUUGGUAUGUGCAACCAGCAUGUGCCACAACAGGCGAUGGACUCUACGAGGGGCUGACAUGGCUAACGUCAAAUUAUAAAUCUUGACUGAAUUAGACAAAUGGGAAUGAUUAUCAUAACAUGACUUAUCAUACAAAUAUUAUGUGAAAAUGAAUAUGAGAAGAUCAUGUGUCAUUUUGUAUUGUAACAAUAACUAGGCCUAAUAAUGUCCAGGACACUGGAUGGAUCCCGUUGGUCUUGAACUCAUCUGCUUGAUAGUACACUGAUUGUCAUGAUUACUGUGGCAUGACCAAUACCAUUCGUUUAUUGUGUGAUUUUUUCGUCCUGUGGUUCUUGAUAUGGUUGAACAGCCCAAGUAAUCUGUCUGUGGACAAACUUGGGUGAAGUGGUUUAAGGGUUGUGGGAGACAAACAAUCAUAAAUGAUAUUGGUCUCAGAAACUAGAAAGAUGUUUGUAACUCAUUGAUAUGUAUUGCUUCACAAAUCUUAACAAAUACAGCAUUGUCUCCUUUU